AUGUCGCAGCCGUUUGAAAAUUCGCCAUCACACGAGCAAUACCCCGAGCACAAUAAAGACACUUUCCAGCUGGUAAAAUCAGCUGAAUUAGUCGACCAAGAAUCUGGCUCACUGCAAUACAAUACCAGCAGCUCGGUUCUGUCUACUGAUGAUCGUGGUUUGAAACAUGGACUUAAAGAUCGUCAUUUAUCGUUGAUGGCACUUGCCGGAAUCAUUGGCCCUGGUAUUCUUGUUGGUGCUUCAAAUGCAUUGGCAGAAGGUCCAGCAGCCAUUUUGAUUGGGUUUGGUGCUAUUGGAGUCAUUGCAUUUUUCAUGAUGCAGUCAUUGGGUGAAUUGGCAACAUUGUAUCCGUCUGGUGGUGCUUUUUCAACAUUAGGAAUCAAGUUUGUUGAUUUUGGAUGGGGUGCCAGUGUUGGAUGGAUGUAUGUCAUUAUCUGGAUUGCUGUUUUAAGUAACGAAUAUAAUGCCGUUGCCAGUAUAUUGCAAUUUUGGGGACCUCAAGUGCCACUUUAUGCGUAUGUGUUGAUAAUUUGGCUCCCAUUUUUGUUGUUUCAAUUCUUGGGUGUUGCCGUUUUUGGAGAAGUUGAAUUUUGGUUGGCGUUGUUCAAGAUUUUGGGAUUGGUGGCAUUUUACAUCUUUUCAAUUGUUUAUGCAGCUGGUGGUGUUAAGGGACAGAAGGCAUUUGGUUUCCAUUAUUGGAAUGAUCCUGGCCCUUUUGCUUCUGGAUUUAAAUCGGUUGCUAGUUGUUUUACAUUUGCCAGUACUUUCUACAGUGGUACUGAAAUUGUUGCUGUUUGUGCCGCUGAAACAAGGAACCCAAGUAAGGCUGUCCCCACUGCUAUUAGACAAACUUUUUGGCGUAUCUUGCUUGUUUACAUGGGAAUUGCCAUAUUUUAUGGAAUGACUGUUCCAUACAAUGAUGAUAGAUUGGGCAGAGACACCAAAGCUUUGAAAUCACCAAUGACCAUUGCCAUUCAAAGAGCUGGAUGGGAAGGAGGUGCCCAUUUGAUAAAUGCCUUCAUUGUCGCAGUUUGUGUUUCGGCUAUUAAUUCAUCAAUCUACACUGGAUCAAGAGCUAUGGUACAUUUGGCAAAUGAAAGGUGCGCACCUUCAAUCUUGAAAUGGGUCAACAAGCAAGGUGUGCCUUAUGCAUCAGUCAUUCUUAUGAACUUGUUCGGAUUGAUUUCCUUGAUGAACCAAAGUACUGGUGCAGCUGAAGCAUACAACUACAUUGUCAACAUUUCCGGUGUUGCCGUGUUUAUUGUUUGGGGUAAUGUUUGUUUCUACCAUUUACGUUUCAGAAGAGCUAUGAAAUUGCAAGGAAGAUCUACUGAUGAAUUGCCUUACAAGGGUUUAUGGUACCCAGUUUUGCCUAUUGCUGGUGUUGUUUUAAACAUCUUCUUAGCUUUGAUUCAAGGUUGGUCUACUUUCAAACCAUUUUCCGGAAAGGAUUUCGUUGAUGCUUAUAUUUUGUUGCCAGUGUUUUUUAUCUUCUUCAUUGGAUUCAAGUUGUGGCAUAAAUCCAAAUGGGUCAAUUUGAAUGAAGUUGACUUGGAUGAAGGAAGAAGACAUGAUACCGAUUUUAUUGAAGAUGGUGAAAAGGGUGUUGAUAUUCCUGUUGGUGGAAAACACAAGAUUAAGUGGAAGCCAUGGGAAUUGUUUUAG
Messenger RNA from Lodderomyces parapsilosis, 1665 nucleotides. RefSeq names its product Agp3p (gene AGP3). Gene Ontology annotation, molecular function: amino acid transmembrane transporter activity. The coding region runs from base 1 to 1665 and encodes 554 amino acids. The record is from RefSeq and is a predicted model, not a curated record. Gene Ontology annotation, cellular component: membrane. Lineage: Eukaryota; Fungi; Ascomycota; Pichiomycetes; Serinales; Debaryomycetaceae. Gene Ontology annotation, biological process: amino acid transmembrane transport. The transcript has a single exon.